AUGGAACCACAAUUUCGGGGUUCUUCUCCCAAAUUCAGAGUGAAGCGAACCAUCACCACCAAGCAACAAUCAGUAACGGAUUCACCAAAAGUGGUAACGAUUUCAAUGACGGAUUGGGAUGCGACUGAUUUUUCAAGUGAUGAAGAAAACUCACAAUUGGGUCGCCGGAAUAUCAAAAGGUAUGUUAGUGUGAUUAACUUUGAAGAGAAUUGCUGUGGGAAAAUCUUGAAGGAAAAUGGUGGUGAUGUUUGUAAGAAGAAACAGAGUCGUCGGAAAAAGGAACCAGCGGCCACGGCUGGGGUUGAAGCAGGGAGAGGUUCGGGGAAUGAGCGGAGGUUUCGCGGAGUAAGACAGCGGCCGUGGGGGAGGUGGUCAGCGGAGAUUCGUGAUCCGGUGAGGCGGGCGAGAGUUUGGUUGGGUACUUACGAUACGGCGGAGGAGGCGGCGUUAGUUUAUGAUCGUAGAGCAAUUGAAUUACGUGGGUCGCAAGCUUUGACGAAUCUACUACAGCCACCGCCACCGGAAACACCGGAAAUUACUCCGGUCUCGAUCCCUGAACAAUACUCCGGCAAUGAGUCGCCUGAUCUUUCCUCUCCGACCUCUGUUUUACGUUUUGACAAAACGGAAGAUGCUUCUGAAAAUCAGUUAGAACCGAAACAAACCGACGAAGCACUUGCCAGCAAUCCGUCUUCCCAUGAAUAUUUGAAUUACGAUUCAAAUUUCCACGAUGAUAUCUUCGAUUUUCGGAUACCUUCUCCGAUAAUUCUCGAAGAAGUUAAUUUUCCAGAGAAAAUCGGAAUGGAAUCAAGCGAAAUCUUGUCGGAAUUGGACGUUGAUGUGAAAUCGUGGGCUUGGGAUGUUGAUAGUUUCUUCCAAGAUCCUCACUUUUAG
Lactuca saligna is the source of this 891-nucleotide messenger RNA. NCBI's taxonomy places the organism in Eukaryota, Viridiplantae, Streptophyta, Magnoliopsida, Asterales, Asteraceae. The record is from the annotation of a GenBank genome assembly.